Messenger RNA from Kogia breviceps (pygmy sperm whale), 1124 nucleotides. Lineage: Eukaryota; Metazoa; Chordata; Mammalia; Artiodactyla; Physeteridae. The record is from RefSeq and is a predicted model, not a curated record.
ACAAGGGCGGCGGCGCGCGCUGUGAAUCCCGGACCUGGGUUCCAAAAGACGACGCCGAGCUUGUCUCCGCCACGUUGUGGAUUUGAGGCUGAGGACAAAUGCAACUUUUUCCGUCUCCCCACGUCCGCGGCCGGAAGUCACCUCCUGGGCUUUGCGCUUUUUUCAGUUUGGCCUGAGUUUGGGCCAUUUGUGUGUGUGUGUCUUCACCUCCUAAGCGGAAUUUCUUGAAUGGCGGGUGAAAAGGCUGAGAAGCCAGAUACUAAGGCGAAAAAACCUGAAGCCAAGAAGGCUGAUGCUGGUGGCAAGGUUAAAAAGGUGAAGCAGGUUAAGAAGGGGAAGCCCCACUGCAGCCGAAACCCUGUCCUGGUCAGAGGAAUUGGCAGAUAUUCCCGAUCGGCUAUGUAUUCCAGAAAGGCCUUGUACAAGAGGAAAUAUUCAGCAGCUAAAUCCAAGGUUGAAAAGAAAAAGAAGGUGAAGGUUCUUGCUACUGUCACAAAACCAGUUGGUGGUGACAAGAAUGGUGGUACCCGGGUGGUUAAACUUCGCAAAAUGCCUAGGUAUUAUCCUACUGAAGAUGUGCCUCGAAAGCUGUUGAGUCACGGCAAAAAACCCUUCAGUAAGCAUGUGAGAAAACUGCGCGCUAGCAUCACUCCUGGGACCAUUCUGAUUAUCCUCACUGGGCGCCACAGAGGCAAGAGGGUCAUUUUCCUGAAGCAGCUGAGCAGUGGCUUGCUACUUGUGACUGGGCCUCUGUCCCUCAAUCGAGUUCCUCUGCGGAGAACACACCAGAAAUUUGUCAUUGCCACUUCCACCAAAAUUGAUAUCAGUGGUGUGAAAAUCCCAGAACAUCUCACUGAUGCUUACUUCAAGAAGAAGAAACUGCGUAAGCCCAGGCACCAGGAAGGUGAGAUCUUCGACACAGAGAGAGAGAAAUAUGAGAUUACAGAGCAGCGGAAGGUUGAUCAGAAAGCUGUGGACUCACAAAUUCUGCGAAGAAUCAAAGCUGUUCCUCAACUCCAGGGCUACCUCCGCUCUGUGUUCGCUCUUACAAACGGAAUUUAUCCUCACAAAGUAGUGUUCUAAACUUCUUACAAAGAACCUAAUUAAAUAAUUCGGUCCAUUUC